GCCAAGACUACAGCCAUAAGUCAUGCUUAUGUGAUGCUGAGGCAAAAACUGUCAUAAAACCCGGAGACACGUUUUUUACAGAGAUCACACAAGUCUGACAGAAGGAAGACUUAAAAGUCCACCGUCAAACAUCAGUCGAGCGUCCGGACAUGAGCAUGGCGUCCUGGCUACUGGUCCUCGCUGUCCUCGCCGUGGGUGCACGUGCAGCUGUACCAGAGGACGAGAUCACAGAGUUGCCCGGAUUGAGUCAACCUCCCAGCUGGAAGCAAUACUCUGGAUAUCUGAAGGCCUCGGGAACCAGGAAGGUGCAUUACUGGUUUGUUGAGUCUCAGAGUUCCACACCGAAGACGGACCCCGUGGUUCUGUGGCUGAAUGGAGGCCCCGGAUGUAGUUCCCUGCUAGGGCUCCUCACAGAGAACGGGCCGUUCAGGAUUGCUACUGACGGGGAGACGGUGGAGUACAAUCCACACAGCUGGAACGCGAUCGCCAACAUGCUGUUUCUCGAGGCCCCAGCCGGUGUUGGGUUCUCCUUCAGUGACGACAGAAACUACAUCACAGAUGACGAUGAGGUAGCUCACAACAACUACCUCGCGUUGAAAGAUUUCUUCUUGAAGUACCCUGAGUACAAGACCAACGACUUCUACAUCACUGGGGAGAGCUACGGAGGCAUCUACGUGCCGACACUCAGCGCAAUCGUCGUCGACGACCAAGACAUCAAUUUUAAGGGGUUUGCAGUUGGCAAUGGAGUUACUGACGCCGCCAUGAGCGACAGCUCUCUCAUCUACUUCGCCUACUACCACGGCCUCAUCGGGGACAUCAACUGGGACAUCCUGAUGACCCACUGCUGUAAGGGCCAGGAGGGCCGGUGCAACUUCUACGACAAAAUCUCCAAUGACACCAACUGCAAGAGAGCUUUGUUCGAGACGUAUCAAGCAGUUCUCGGCAGUGGCCUCAACGUCUACAACCUGUACGGAGAGUGCGUGAACACGGCGACCGGACUGACGUACGACGUCAACACAGGCACCUACAUCUCCUCCAACUUUGGAUGGUUCCUGCCACACUCACCACAAGUGCAGGAAGAAAUCAGAAUGAUGAAGAGUCUCCCAUCCGGGAUGCUCCGGAUGACACCACCCUGUCUUAAUGACACAAACGUCCUUGUAUACCUGAAUCAGCCGGAAGUGCGCCGAGCUCUCCAUAUACCGGACUCUGUCCAACGCUGGGACUCUUGCAGCGGACCGGUGUCUCAGGGCUACACAACCAUCUACAGGACAGUGAGGGCACAGUACCUAAAGGUCCUCAGCGCAAAGAGGCGGGUGUUGGUGUACAGCGGUGAUGUGGACAUGGCCUGUAACUUCCUCGGAGACCAAUGGUUUGUCGACUCCCUCAAACAGAUGACCGUUCAGCCCCGAAAGCCUUGGUACUACAUUGCUGCGGACAAGACAAAACAGGUGGCUGGGUUCGCUAAAGGGUUCGAGAAUCUUGUGUAUGUCACCGUCAGGGGAGCCGGCCACACUGUUCCGUCAGAUAAGCCUCGACCAGCACUUGUCAUGUUUACAAACUUCAUCAAAAACAUUCCUUAUUAGACCAAUAAACCUGAAGCAUUGCGUGUGUAUUUAGAAACUUAUAAGCUAUUUCAGAUGUCUGGUAAUUGAUUUGAGAUAUUUCUUAAAUUCAUCACUGUGACGUCAUGUGGAGCCACUGUUCCUAGAGGCAGUGACACAGUACUGUGAUGUCACAUGAAGCCACUGUUCCUAGAGGCAGGGACACAGUACUGUGAUGUCACAUGAAGCCACUGUUCCAA
Haliotis rufescens (red abalone) is the source of this 1801-nucleotide messenger RNA. RefSeq names its product lysosomal protective protein-like. Gene Ontology annotation, biological process: proteolysis. Gene Ontology annotation, molecular function: serine-type carboxypeptidase activity. Lineage: Eukaryota; Metazoa; Mollusca; Gastropoda; Lepetellida; Haliotidae. The record is from RefSeq and is a predicted model, not a curated record. The transcript is spliced from 14 exons. The coding region runs from base 150 to 1583 and encodes 477 amino acids.